Caenorhabditis remanei is the source of this 468-nucleotide messenger RNA. RefSeq lists its product as uncharacterized. The transcript is spliced from 3 exons. Lineage: Eukaryota; Metazoa; Nematoda; Chromadorea; Rhabditida; Rhabditidae. The coding region runs from base 1 to 468 and encodes 155 amino acids. The record is from RefSeq and is a predicted model, not a curated record.
AUGGAGCAGAUUGUUGCUUCAUUGGAACCUGAUAGAGGCGAAGUUCCUCCUCCGGUGGCUCCUCGAUGCGGUGGAGGAGGUGGAACAUCAGAUUUUCGAUUGGCAUCAGCAACUGCGAAUGCUGCUGAAAUCUUAUUUCCACCACUUGGAUCCUUCACUGCAUUCAGCACAGCUCCACGUGCUUUCUCGUCUUGUGCCACGUUUUUAGCCGUUUGUCUGACGAAUGGAUUCUUUGCCGCAGCGAUUGCAGCAUUUCUGACUUCUGGUUUCUUGGCUGCUUCGAAUAAAGCUUUUGCUGCUGACACUGAGAAUAUGGACUUCCAGAAGGUUUCGGCGGUGGAACAGGCGGUGGUGGCUUCAUCAUUUCUUACGAAAAGCAAUGGAGAGAAGUGGGGAAAUCCAAAGUGUUUGCCCUUCUUCAUAUUUACUCAGUUAUUGUGCCCGUUUGGUUACAAUCAAACAUCCUAG